CCUGUAAAGACCAUUAACCCCAAUCCAGUCGGAGGAAUCAGAUCUUCACUGAUAUGAAACACAGCCAUCUGCUUUAAUUGCAGACAGCUCUGUUCACGUAACUUUUAACCGCACCCAUCAGCACACACACUCCCAUUCUAGGCAAGCAUUUUCCAUAUUUGCAAAUUUCCACAUAUUUAAAUUAGGUGAUGAUGGCAUUUAAAAAAGUCAAGCAGCUUUGAGACCAGCCAAUAGUGACUUUCCUUGCUUGAGAUUUGGAAACAGUAUUGGUGAUUUUAUGCAUCUAAUGAACUGGUGAGACAGCAGAAGGAAUAUCCCCUUACUCUAGAUCUACAUCAGCUGAUGAUAUUGGUUAUUCAAGAAAAGCACGGACAUGAAGAGAAGAGCAGCCUCUGCUCCCAAGGCAGGUGGAAAAAAGGUGAAAGAGGAGCCCACGGACGCCUCCCUGGCUGCAGGGCCACAGAUUAGCGUCCAAAGGACGGUGGAUGAGCACUGCAACCCUUCUUCAGGAGAGGUGCAUAAGGAUUAUGACUGCAUUCUGAUCCUAACAAACAUUAAAGGAAACAACAACAAAGUUUACAUCAUCCAAGUCAGAGACGAAAACGGCUUAUACUGUUCUUGCAGCAGAUGGGCAAGAGUGCAAUUUCACUUAUGGGAACAUCUGAGCUAACAAUGGAGGAGGAAGUGAAUAAAUGAUGGCGGACAUGACUGGGUCCAUCAUCCCAUCUGUUUCUGAUACUGCUGUCGCAAACUCUACCACUGCCCUGUCGGGGUCCAAUCCCACCGUCCCUGCUGAUGUCGGCGUCGUAACAAGCUCCCAAUCCCAAGUUAAGGACCUUUUCGGGUUGUUCUGCAUGGUGACGCUUAACCUCAUUGCUCUGCUGGCCAACACUGGUGUAAUGGUGGCUAUAGCUCGUGCUCCUCAUCUGAAGAAGUUUGCUUUUGCGUGUCACCUGUGUGCAGUAGACCUGCUAUGCGCCAUCCUCCUGAUGCCUUUGGGCAUUAUAUCCAGCUCUCCAUACUUCGGCACAGUGGUGUUCACUGUUCUGGAGUGCCAAGUUUACAUCUUUCUUAAUGUUUUCCUCAUCUGUCUUUCCAUUCUCACCAUCACUGCCAUCAGCUUGGAACGUUACUUCUACAUUGUCCACCCAAUGCUUUAUGAAGUCAAGAUGACCAUCAACCUUGCUAUUGGUGUAAUGGUCCUCAUCUGGGUUAAAUCACUCCUCUUAGCAGUGGUCACAUUGUUUGGAUGGCCAGCCUAUGGACCUCAGAGCUCCAUUGCCGCAGCUCACUGCUCUCUUCACGCAACCCACAGCCGUCUAAGAAGAGUAUUUGGUGUGCUUUUCUGCGUGAUUUGUUUCCUAGCCCCUGUAGUUGUCAUCUUUAGUGUUUACUGUGCUGUGUAUAAGGUUGCGCGGUCAGCAGCCUUACAGCAAGUCCCAGCCGUGGCAACAUGGGUCAAUACGUGCCCUGCUAAAGAUCGCUCUGACUCAAUCAACAGCCAAACUACCAUGAUCUCCACCAGCCGAACUCUACCUCAGAGACUGUCCCCAGAGAGGGCGUUUAGUGGAGGAAAAGCUGCGAUAACUUUGGUGUUUAUUGUGGGCCAGUUCUUGGUUUGUUGGUUGCCCUACUUCAUCUUCCAUGUUCAAAUGUCUCUCAGCGGCUCCAUGCAAAGCCCAGGGGACUUGGAAGAGGCGGUAACCUGGCUUGCUUACUCUUCAUUCGCAAUUAAUCCAUUCUUCUAUGGUCUCUUAAAUAGACAAAUCAGAGACGAGUUGGUCAAGUUUCGACGCUGUUGCCUGAACCAGCCCACAGAGGUCGGAGCGUCCAGUCAAGAGGCCUCAUUUCAGGAAAACUUCCUUCAGUUUAUUCAGAGAACUACAAGCACACUUGAAAGACGUUCAAGCUGUUCUAACUCCAGCCCAACAAACACUUUAGGCCAGGCAAACAUUAUUCCUGGACAAAUACCAGAGGAACACGCAUAAAUCCUGUAAUACUGUGCUAACGAGAUACCUAAA
Cyprinodon variegatus (sheepshead minnow) is the source of this 2021-nucleotide messenger RNA. It is a transcript of the gene gpr61l, whose product is annotated as probable G-protein coupled receptor. The transcript is spliced from 4 exons. The record is from RefSeq and is a predicted model, not a curated record. Gene Ontology annotation, biological process: G protein-coupled receptor signaling pathway. Gene Ontology annotation, cellular component: signaling receptor complex; endosome; plasma membrane. Bases 693 to 1988 code for a protein of 431 amino acids. Gene Ontology annotation, molecular function: G protein-coupled receptor activity. Lineage: Eukaryota; Metazoa; Chordata; Actinopteri; Cyprinodontiformes; Cyprinodontidae.